AUGCACACCUCACUGCUUGACCACAACAACAAUGAGAAUAAUAACAUCAUGGUGCUCCCCAUAGUUGGUAUGGGGGGAACUGGUAAGACUACUCUUGCCCAACUUGUGCACAAUGAUGAGACGGUGAAGCAUCACUUUGAGUUGGUCAUAUGGGUUUGCGUCUCUGACAAGUUUGUCUUCGAAGAAAUUAUUCGAUCUAUAAUCCAAGUGGUCACAUUGAACAAGUGUGAAUUGACUGAGAUGGAAGCACUGCAGAAGAAACUUGGUGAAGUGUUGGGAAAGAAAAUGUGCCUCCUAGUGCUGGAUGAUGUUUGGAAUGAAGAUAGACAAAAAUGGGAUGAUAUGAGAUCUCUGCUAUGCUCACAUGUUGUCUCAAGCAGUGCUAUAAUUGUUACAAGCCGCAGCGAUCAAGUUGCUUCUAUCAUGGGUACACAUCCUCCACAUCAGAUAUCACUUUUAAAUGAGGAUCAGUCGUGGGAGCUUUUCAACAGAAACACAUUUGGAAGGGGAGUAGAGAAGCAAGACGAAUUCAUAUCAAUGGCCAAGAGUAUUGUCCACAAGUGUAAGGGAUUGCCUCUUGCCAUCAAGACUAUACCAGCUUUACUUCGUUCCAAGAAUCACAGUCAUUGGUUUUCUAUUGUUGAUAGUGAUGUAUGGAAGAGUGACAUCCUCGCUACUGGGAUUGCACCUGCACUACACCUGAGCUAUGAUCACUUGUCAUCAGAAGAGAAAAUAUGUUUUUCAUUAUGUGCUAUUCUCCCCAAGGAUAGGCUCAUGGAUAAAGACAUGUUAAUCCAGCUAUGGAUGGCAAAUGACUUAAUUGCAUCAGAAACAAGAGGCCAACAAAUUUUCGAUGUUCAAGAAAGUCUGCAAGGAUCCACAUAUGCCAGUUCAUUAGAGCAUGAGGUUCGAUAUUUGUCACUUGAUCAUGUCAGCAAUGAUACUAUUGCAACCACGAAGGAAAUGCUAGCUCCCCGACCCCGCACGAUAUUAGUCCACCAUUCGGAGUGCAUGCCACAAGGUAUUGGUAAGCUGAAUUCUCUGCAGACAUUGAUGACUUAUGUCAUUGAUAGUGAAGAAGGCCGUGGAAUUGAUCAACUGAAAGAUUUGAAUCUAGGUGGGGGUCUUUCUUUGACAGAGCUGAGAAAAGUGCAUAGUGCAGAAAGUGCUAAACAAGGCAAUAUAUUCGCCAAGCAUAAUUUGAAAAGAUUGGCACUCGAUUGGGGUGGGCCUUUUAUAAGAAGAGAUGGAGAUGAAGUGGGUACUGAUGCAGAAGGAAUAUUAGAGGCCCUUCGUCCUCACAAAACGCUUGAAGGUUUACUGUUACGAUGUUCCACCAUUGUGGCAGCUGCCCUCUCUCGUGUACUUGCAUUUGUUUGGUUUGGAUAG
Messenger RNA from Triticum dicoccoides, 1389 nucleotides. Its product is annotated as putative disease resistance protein RGA3. Gene Ontology annotation, biological process: defense response to other organism. Lineage: Eukaryota; Viridiplantae; Streptophyta; Magnoliopsida; Poales; Poaceae. Bases 1 to 1389 code for a protein of 462 amino acids. Gene Ontology annotation, molecular function: ADP binding. The record is from RefSeq and is a predicted model, not a curated record. The transcript has 4 exons.